AUGAAGGUGCUCAUCACCGGUGCAUCCGGUCUGCUGGGUCGGGCAGUUCAUCAACAAUGUAUCGACAAAGGUUACGACAUCAGGGCGCUUGCAUUCACCCGUUCCGACCCCGAAAAGCAGCUCGUCAAGCUCGAUCUGACGGAUGUCACUGCAGUUGAGUCGUGCCUGAGCGACUUCGAGCCGGACGUCAUCGUCCACACUGCAGCUGAACGACGCCCAGACGUCGUCGAGAACGAUCCAGCUGCUUCUCAGGCCAUCAACGUCGACGCGCCAGCCAGCAUCGCUACCAUUGCAUCAAUGCUCGACAAGGUGCCACUGCUCAUCAACAUAUCCACUGAUUACGUCUUCGAUGGGUCCAAGCCACCAUACAAAGUCGAAGAUGCUCCGAAUCCGUUGAAUGCGUAUGGCGUCAGCAAGCUCCAGGGCGAGCGCGCCGUGGCAGAGCAUGCCAAGCCAGGGCAUUUCACCAAUCUUCGUGUGCCUGUGCUAUAUGGCAGGACCAUCACCAACGACGAGUCCGCUGUCAACGUGCUUCUCAACGCCAUUCAGCCACCAGCCGGCUCGACCAACCCCAAAAAGUGCGACGCCUACGCAGUCAGAUACCCCACCAACGUCGCCGAUGUCGCCAAAGCCAUCCUGAAGCUUGCCGAAGUAUACGCCGAAACACGCAAUGCAGCUCCGCCGACAACACACUUCAGCGCAAAGGAGGCCAUGACCAAGUACGACAUGUGUAUGGUGCUCAGCCGUGUCGCUAACGCAGUCGGCUUCGAGACACGCACCGACCUGCUCGAUCCGGAGUACGAAGUCGACCCCAUGGCUGCUACCGCCCGACCGAGACACUGCAAGCUCGAUACGUCGGUGCUGGAAGAGUACGGCGUGCCCAUCGAGUAUACGUCGUUCGAGGACUGGUGGCGACCCUAUCUUGCCGAGUUGCAUCAGGCCAAGGUCGAAGAAGAUGCACGAUUAGCAGCCGAAGCGGAAGCAAAACGCCAAAUGGAAGAAGAAGAGCGCAAAAAGCGCGAAGCAGAAGAAGAUGCCGAACGACAGCGACAACUCGAGGAGGAGCGACGCAUUGCAGCAGAGAAAGCAGAAGCGGAAGCUCAAGCCGAAGCACAGCGACAAGCAGAAGAGCAGGCGCGGCAACAGAAGGAAGCCGAGGAAGCGGCGAAUAAGCCACCCGUCGAAGCUCCGAGCGAGGGUGCUUCCACCGAGGCUGUAACCUCGACGAUUGCAGCAACGACCAGCGAAGCGGGAGAAGCAACAAACGACACAGACGUUCGAUCCGGAUCACCACAUCCAUCGUUCAACUCGCUCCAAGCAAGGCCGACGCCGCCUGCCACCUCGCUCCCUUCGCCCACCAGCUCGCACCGUCCGCUCUCAAUCAAAAGCGACCAUAGACCAGAAACGCCACCCCGGCCGAGCAGCAAGGACGGUCCUUCCUCCUCGCGAACUCAAGUCGAGAUCCUGGCCACCGAUGCCACCCCAACAGGGUCCGUCGUCAACGAGUCCCCUCUGAACCUCGCAGCUGCCCAGGAGAGGGAACGACUCGGGUCAACUCUUCCGCAACGCUCGCUCAGUGCCAGCAGCGCUGCCCGCCUAACAUCGCUAACAGACGAAAGCACCAUGUUCGGAGGCGCAGCACGCAAAUCGAGUCUUUCGGGUCAGUCGUACCUGGAUACUGCGAGUGCGGCUGCUGCACGACGCGCCGAGGACUCGGACGACGACGGGUACGGUCAACCCUCACCUCGCACCAACCAAGUUGCGUUUCCCCAGUCCGCAGAACCGACCUCUCCGACACGUGCAAGUCGAUCGCACGCCGACACCACCACGCUAACCGGCUCGGUAGCCUCCCUUCACUCCUCCACUCCCUCCCGUCCAUCCGCAGACGACACCCGCACCACAGCCCCCACGAACGGCACACAACCGCGCCUCUACCACCGCCCCUCAUUCGACAACCUCCAGAACGACCGCGAUCGCGCCGCCUACAUCCGUCUCCACACGCGCGCGCACAACUUUACCAUCCGCGUCGGCGACCCCCAACGCAUCGGCGACCCUAUGACAGCGCACAUCGUCUACACCGUCCGCACCACCACCGAUCACCCCUCGUUCCGGGCCGCGUCGUUCUCCUCUCUCCGACGAUACCGCGAUUUCCGAUGGCUCCACGCGGCGUUGGUGCAGAACAACCCGGGGAUCAUCGUCCCGCCCGUUCCCGAGAAAGUCAGCAUUGGGCGGUUUGCAGCCGAGCUGGUCGAGGCGAGACGGAUGGGCCUAGAAACGUGUGUAAACAAGAUCGCUUCUCAUCCGCUGUUACAGCUCGACGAGGAUUUCCGACUCUUUCUCGAGUCCGAAAACUUUGCAGCCGAUGUCAAAGCGAGGGAUGCGGUGAAGGGACCGAUUAUCACGCCCGAACAAAAGACGUACAAAUCGUGGGGAUCGGCACUCCUCGGCAGCGUGGUUCCCUCGUCCUCCUCCCUCUCAUCCGGCUUCCUGUCGGCGGCGAGCUUCGUCGAGGUCGAUCCGUGGUUCGACGACCAGCGCAUGUACCUCGACUCGCUGGAAUCGUCGCUCAAGGGGAUGGUGAAAUCCAUCUCGUCCCUCUCGGCACAGCGCAAGUCGCUCGUAACCGCCACGCACGAUCUAGCUCAAGUGCUCACCACGCUCUCGGGUAGCUCGCUCUCGAGGUCGUUGAGUACGUGCUUUGCUGGGUUGGCCGAGGUGCAAACGCGCGCGAUGCAGUUGGACGACCUUCAAGCCGAAGCCGACGUGCGAUCGCUCGGAACGACCAUGUACGAGUACGAACGCGUGGUUGGCUCGAUUCGCAAGACCUUUGUGGUUCGGACCGAGGUGUGGGCUCGAUCCGCCCGAGCCGCUGAUGAGCUACGUCGCACCCGAGGACGGUUCGACAAGUACAAGGCUACCAAUCCGAGCGCUGCAGGUGCACAGUUUCAGAGCUUGUUAAGCGAGGUUACGGAGGCAGAAGGGAGAGCGCUGGAGGCGGAAAGGUUGUUUGGGACGGUCAGUGAGAGGUGUAAGGAUGAGAUGGAGAGAUUGGAUUUGGAAAGGGUGCUGGAUUUCAAGCGGGUCGUGGGCGAAUGGGAGACCGAUGGGCAGAACGUGCCGACUCAAACGGUAGACGCGGUGCGAGAGGAGGAGGCCAAGCCUGCGGAUGCGGAUACGACGAAGGACACGGCUGCCGCCCCUGCUGAAGGCGAGGCUCCGUCUAAAGCGGUUGAGGAGACGCCAUCAACCACAACCGCUGCAGCUCCGGCAGAGCCGGCUGUGUCUGCCAAAGCGACAGGGUUCGCCCAGGCCGCGCAACCCAACGGCGCUGCAUCUCAGACUGAGGCGCCACUCGCAAAGGAGGAGACCGUACCACCGCCCACCUCUGCAUCCGACGCCAUCGGCGCCGACGGCACUACUCCAGCCCAAGCCCUUGAGCCAGAGAGUGCGCCUGCGAAAGCCGACCCCUAA
Messenger RNA from Kalmanozyma brasiliensis GHG001, 3471 nucleotides. Its product is annotated as Phox homologous domain protein. Lineage: Eukaryota; Fungi; Basidiomycota; Ustilaginomycetes; Ustilaginales. The transcript has 3 exons. The record is from RefSeq and is a predicted model, not a curated record. Bases 1 to 3471 code for a protein of 1156 amino acids. Gene Ontology annotation, molecular function: phosphatidylinositol binding. Gene Ontology annotation, biological process: retrograde transport, endosome to Golgi; protein retention in Golgi apparatus. Gene Ontology annotation, cellular component: endosome.